Messenger RNA from Neocloeon triangulifer, 1561 nucleotides. RefSeq lists its product as uncharacterized. The transcript is spliced from 4 exons. The record is from RefSeq and is a predicted model, not a curated record. Lineage: Eukaryota; Metazoa; Arthropoda; Insecta; Ephemeroptera; Baetidae. The coding region runs from base 358 to 690 and encodes 110 amino acids.
ACUGCAGUUCUUUCGCCUCACAACUCACGAGUCCGCCCACUCGCAAAAUUCGCACUCUUUGGAAAUUAAACAUUUCAGCAGCGUUGAGUUUGAGGAAAAAUUCUUUUGGUGAGCAUUUUGCAGAAUUCAAGGAUCAUAAUUUGCUCGAACAUCGAUCGGCCUGAUGUUAUUUUGCAUUUCUGCAGGCGAAAUCAUUUACGCACAAUCAAAACAAUAGCAAAUUUCCUAUAAAAAUUACCGUACAAAGUCGAUCUCUACUAACGCUGGAAAGAAGAUUUCAAGGAUAAAUAUUAUUCUCUGGCAAGCCGUGGAUUUUAAUCUUAAUCUUGAACGAGCAAGAGAGUUCAGAGAGCAAAGAUGCAGCCUGUCUUGGUCACGAUGGUCGUCCUGUUGGGCGUUUUUUCUACUGUCUCUGCACACAUCCGCUGCGAGGCGAAUUCCAACACGAAACAAAAACUGAUCAACUUGGUGAACACGGACGUGCUGGCUUGUCCUCCACUUGGUGACGACGACAACAGCUUUUGCUGCUUCAACCUCGGCUCCUUCAGCUACCAAUGCUGCACCCAAAGCCAGUUCGAUGACAACAUGAGAGACAUUGUGGUGACGAUCGUGGCAUUCGUCAUCGUCGGACUGCUCUUGAGCUGCGGCCUCUGCUGCUUGUGCUGGUGUGUGCGAAAAAUCCUCUGCUAAGAACACCAACUUCGAGUAGAAGAAUUUUCUAAGCUUUUUAUAAUGUAUAAUCAAUGCAACUCUGAAGCCUACGAAUGUUUUCUAUCUUAUCGUAAAGUUCAAGAUUUUUAUACUAGGAAAUCUCAAUUGAAGGAUCUGCACUAUGCUUAGGCACUUUUUGUGCCUUUUAUUGUUCAAGCUGAAGCCAUGACUAUUGAAGCUUGAAAAUAUUUAAAUUCUCUCAAUUUUAAUUCGUUCUUAAAAUUUUUCAGCAACGGAAAUAAUAAUAUCCAACUUGUUAUACUUAAAACUCCUGCGAGUCUUUGUAUUGUAGACACUGUGGAAAAUCCUCCUUUUUCCUUGAUUAUAAUUUUCUAUGUAUUUCCAGCUCACUCUAAUUGGUGAUAAUUUGUGAUUCUGUUCCCUCCUCUAUUGCUUUACGCCUUUCUUUAAAAUGUAAAUGUGAUUUUCUGCUGCUUUCCAUUAGGCAUCUAAUUUAUGAUUUGAUACUUUUCCACUAAAAUCUACCAAUUUCCAGCCCACUUCCUAUUCUUAAAUACGGGGCUCAUUUAUUGUUCUAGCAAUUCAUAAUCCUAUUACUAUUUAAUUAUGUUAUUUCUACUCACUAAGCACAAACUAUACUGGGACUGAUUUAAUCCUCAAUUACCAUUGUCAAAUGCUCUAAUGUUGAAUUGUUCAAAAUUGUUUGCAAACAAAUAUUUUGUACAGAAUCUUAAUAAAUCAGAUUUGUUUGCUCUUUUCGCAUGCAGCUUUUUGGUGUUUAAGUUACAAAAAUUAUGGCAUUUUUUUUUCGUUGUGGAAAACAAAGAAUGUAACAGCAGCGCAAAACGACUUUUAGAUAAAUAAACCAAGUUCUCAAACUUCUGAAUAA